This is a messenger RNA of Astrephomene gubernaculifera, 520 nucleotides long. NCBI's taxonomy places the organism in Eukaryota, Viridiplantae, Chlorophyta, Chlorophyceae, Chlamydomonadales, Astrephomenaceae. The record is from the annotation of a GenBank genome assembly.
GGCAUGCGCUAUCCCGUGAAUAUGGCUGCGGAGUCGAUGGCGGCCUGGCUGCAGGCGGGGCUGGCGCAGGCCCUGCGGCUCAAGUACAUGGACCACCUGCGGUUGACCGCGCCGGGUGCCAUCGACGAUGCCAAGAAGAAGGCGCACCACCCCAUGUUCGCCCUGCAACAGGACCCCAUCCUGUGGCGCGGUUGCAUCAGUGAACACUUUCCGGAGUUCGACAUGUGGUUGGAGGGACAGCUCGCGGAGUGGCAGGCACGCAGCAGCGGCAGCGGCAGCAGCAGUGGGCAGCUUCAGUAGCGGCAAUGCCGGUUGUGGGUGGGUAAGGCAGCAGGUGGAUGGUAGGGGCGGCGUGUGACGGUCUGUUAGAUGUGCGGGCGCCCGGCAUGCGGCCUGGUGCAUCCGCCCUUUGCAUGGGGUGUUAGGAGGUGCCCUUGGGACCCGUGGGAUGGGAAGGGAAAAGAAGAAUCACAAGUUGUUGAAUGAGGCUAGCACGACACGCCAACGAGCUCCUGGUGAC